This is a messenger RNA of Paecilomyces variotii, 2957 nucleotides long. RefSeq names its product putative AP-2 adaptor complex subunit beta. NCBI's taxonomy places the organism in Eukaryota, Fungi, Ascomycota, Eurotiomycetes, Eurotiales, Thermoascaceae. The record is from RefSeq and is a predicted model, not a curated record. Gene Ontology annotation, molecular function: clathrin binding. Gene Ontology annotation, cellular component: membrane coat. The transcript is spliced from 6 exons. Bases 438 to 2561 code for a protein of 707 amino acids. Gene Ontology annotation, biological process: intracellular protein transport; vesicle-mediated transport.
ACUUCUGGUCUCUAUCUACAACUUCUACUGUUCCACUAGUUACUCUUCUUGAGGGAGAGACGGUCCUGUUCGGCAUCUUCCGUCACUUCGACUCCUCCAAGCACGACCCCCUAGUUGAUCGACGCGCAACCGAAAGUCGAGGCAUGGAUGCCGCGCUGUCUCCCGUACAGCCAACCAGCUAAGUAGCUUCAGAAGCCAUUUCGUCCGCUGGUGUGCGACAACACCCGUCUCAUGUGAACGAAUUCCUCCGCAAAAAGAAGAUCCCAAGACCGAUCCGGCCUUUUUCGCGUGGGAAAGAAAUAAUCAGAUUCGUUGGUGGUCAUUCGCGCGGCACAACCCCCUCUCUCCGUCAUCGACGGUUGCUCGAAACAUUGGGAAGUUCGGACGCUUAGUUCUCUGAGGACGGUAGCGGUGCGCUGUCACCUGGAAAGCCAAAGAUGAGUUCGGGCGGGGGAGAUGCGAAGCUCUUCGCAAGGGGCAAAGUCGCAGAGUUGCGACAGGAGCUCAACAGCGGCGGCAAGAAGGAUCGGAACCACUCCGCGAAGAAGAUCGCCCUCAAGAAGAUUGUCGCCAACAUGACCAUGAGCAACAAUGACAUGAUCGGGCUGUUCCCAGAUGUCAUUGCCUGCAUGACGAUUCCCAGUUUGGAGAUCAAGAAGAUGUGCUUUCUGUUUCUGGUCAAUUACGCGAGAAUAAAACCAGCAGAUGCUUUGAAAGCGCUGCCAACGCUGGUGGAUGAUAUGGACGAUACCAACCCGCUGGUGCGCGCAUUGGCUCUGCGAACUAUUUCCUACGUUCAUGUGAAGGAGUUUGUGGAGGCAACGGUUCAGCCAUUGAAACGUCUCAUGACCGACUCAGAUCCCUACGUGAGGAAAACCGCGGCUUUCUGUGUCGCCAAGCUCUAUGAUCAUGACAAGAAGCUUGUCGAGAACUCGGAUCUCAUUGAUCGACUCAAUCGGAUGUUGAAAGAUGAUAACCCUACCGUUGUUUCCAGUGUUCUUGCCGCGUUGACGGAUAUCUGGGAGCGUAGUGAGUCGAUCUCGCUCACCAUUGACUACGUCAGUGCAUCGAAAGUAGUGUCGAUCCUGCCUGACUGCUCCGAAUGGGGCCAGACGUACAUCCUGGAAGCUUUAAUGGCUUAUGUACCGAAAGAAUCCUCAGAGGCGCUAUUAUUGGCAGAGCGUAUAGCGCCUCGACUUUCUCAUUCCAAUUCAGCAGUGGUUUUGACAUCGAUUCGUGUCAUCCUUUAUCUGAUGAACUACAUUGCGGAUGAACGACAAAUCACCGCUCUCGCACGAAAGCUCUCUCCGCCUCUGGUCACGUUGUUAUCGAAACCCCCAGAAGUACAGUACUUAGCGCUCCGAAACGCGAUUCUAAUUCUGCAGAAAAGACCUGAGGUCUUGCGGAACGAUAUCCGCGUCUUCUUCUGUAAAUAUAAUGACCCCAUCUAUGUCAAGGUGACUAAGCUGGAGUUGAUCUUCAUGCUUACCACCAAGGAUAAUAUCUCCAUUGUCUUGGCAGAGCUUCGCGAAUACGCUACGGAAAUUGAUGUUCACUUCGUGCGCAAGGCUGUGCGCGCAAUCGGAAAGUUGGCCAUCAAGAUCGAGUCUGCGGCUCGCGAGUGUAUUGAUACGCUCCUAGAGCUGGUCAAUGCCAAGAUCCCUUAUAUCGUGCAGGAAGCAACCGUCGUCAUCCGGAAUAUCUUCCGAAAGUACCCUAACCAGUACGAAGGCAUCAUCGGCACUGUCAUCUCGAAUAUUGAUGAAUUGGACGAACCGGAAGCCAAGGCCGCCGUCAUCUGGAUUAUCGGUCAGUAUGCUGAUCGAAUUGAAAACUCGGAUAGCUUGCUGCAGGACUACCUGGCAACUUUCCAUGAUGAGACCAUCGACGUACAGCUGGCAUUACUCACAGCUACUGUGAAGAUGUUUAUUCAGCGCCCGACGAAGGGGCAGAAACUGGUGCCCCAGGUGUUGAAAUGGUGCACAGAGGACACGGAUGACCCAGAUUUGAGGGAUAGAGGGUACAUGUACUGGCGCCUUCUGUCUACCGAUCCUGCUUCUGCGAAGCAAAUUGUCAUGGGUGAAAAGCCACCCAUCACCGCUGAGAGCGAGAAGCUCGACCCUCGCACACUCGAGGAGCUGUGUCUCAGCGUUGGUACUCUCGCCACUGUCUACUUGAAACCUGUCCAGCAGGUCUUCCGCUCGGCCAGAGCAAAAAAGCUGCAACCCAGCCCAGCCCUCCAGAAACCAAAGCUGGACACCACCAGCAAUGGGAUUAUGAAUCUCAUGAGCCCCGUCCCAGAUGCAAUGGCUAUUUCUCCUACCUCUGGCACGCCGUCCAACAAAGGCGAUCUGGCCGCCGCAGUCAACGCUGCAGACGUAUACUUCAACAACGUUGGCAGCCAGCAGAUGGCAGCAAUGCAUCUAGGUGAACGCGACGACUUUGGAGCUGGCGGAGGAGGAGCCCCGCAGACAUCGUACGUCGUCAACCAGAACCAGCAGCAGAUCUAUCAACCGCAGGCGGCUGGCGGAGCAGCAACUGGGGAGUUGCUGUUGCUGUAAUUUUGUACUCCCUGUCGAGACCAUUUCCUUUCCUUCCCUUCUAUGGAUCCGCAUGUAGUAACUAGCGAGUGAACAUUCGAUCCAAAAAGUCGAGAGUCUGGAGACUCUUCAAUGGGGGAGAAGGGGCGUUGAUAAAAGUUGGCUGCCUCACGCAAAGAAAUUAGAGAUUGACCUGCUUCUGCUAUAUCCGAUUUUCUGCCUGAGACCUGGUCCUUUUCUUCAUGUCCAGUCUCAAAUAUAUUCCCUUCUUCACGGUUAUGGCUAUACCCAUUGGGCUGUCGGCCGUUUUACUUAGAUAGGUUGGCUUUGCAUUUAUGUAUUCUAUUCCCGUCUUGUUUAUUUCUAUCUAUCUAUACUUAUUGUUAUCUAGAAAGGGCAUUCAUUUUGCUUUUUUGG